AUGGGGCAGGGGCUGUCCGGAGCCAAGAGCAAACUCUCUGGCGUUCUGGGCGGCAAGGGCUCCGACCCCUCUGGCGCGGCGGCUGCCUCAGGUGGCAGCAAAGAGCCCGUCGAGGGUCAGUACACUGUUCAGGAGGCCCUCAAGUUGCAACAGGCUUUGAAGGCCGCAUUCGCGGAGGAACAGUUCCAGAAACUUCUCAAGCUGGCACAGGAGAGGCACCCAUAUCGGGGACAGCGUGGGCAUUCCGACCAGGCUGCAUUCACGCUGCAGCUGCAAAGUCUUUUGCUCCAUGUGUACCGCACAGUGCUGCCUCAGUCGCCGUGGUGCCUCCAGCCUGGCUGGGAGGGCUACCGGGAAAUGAUGCUGAGGAUGACAGUGGCUUCAGAGGACCCACGGGUCAUCCAAGCAAGAGAAGAUAUCAACAGGUUACUAGGCCUGCCCCGGCACACGGUGAUCCAGCCACCCGCUGCGGAGCCGGUUUUUGUCGAGACUCCAGAUGGGUCUGGUCGUCACCAGGGCUUGUUUGGAGCCCCGUUGAAGCGUGACGCUGAUGGGGACUUUGCCCACGAGUUCUGGGAGGAAGACAAGGAGGGGCAUUUGGUGCUCGUUGCUCCGAACAACGCAGCUGGAGGCUAA
Messenger RNA from Symbiodinium pilosum, 636 nucleotides. Lineage: Eukaryota; Dinophyceae; Suessiales; Symbiodiniaceae. The record is from the annotation of a GenBank genome assembly.